This is a messenger RNA of Carcharodon carcharias (great white shark), 8505 nucleotides long. It is a transcript of the gene arap3, whose product is annotated as ArfGAP with RhoGAP domain, ankyrin repeat and PH domain 3. The transcript is spliced from 33 exons. Gene Ontology annotation, molecular function: phosphatidylinositol-3,4,5-trisphosphate binding; protein binding; GTPase activator activity. Gene Ontology annotation, biological process: signal transduction; positive regulation of GTPase activity. Lineage: Eukaryota; Metazoa; Chordata; Chondrichthyes; Lamniformes; Lamnidae. Bases 656 to 5446 code for a protein of 1596 amino acids. The record is from RefSeq and is a predicted model, not a curated record.
AAAACAGCAGCAACUGGAGAAGUACAGAGACAGUCAGAGUGUCCCGGAACAGAGAGAGAGAGAGAGCAAGUUAAGGAUAUUCCAGCCCCAGAUCCCGGAACUAUAGCAGGAAACGGUUCCGCAAUUUCUGACUAACUGCAACGAUUCUUUCCGUCUUUAAUGGUCGUUCCGUGUUUGAGAAGCGACUGGGAGGAGGAACCGGAGGAGGAUAUCAGGGCGAUUUACUGAUCUUUAAAAAUCAAUUAUUGAUUUGAACUUUACUCCAUUACAGUCUGAGUAAUUAAUUGUGACAUUUCACUCUCGCCCUGUUGCUGCUCUGACUAAAGGACAUUGAUUGGAAAGUUAUAGAUUCAAGUCUCUCGCUGCUACCUUCAGCGUUUUGUCCACUGAGAGGAUCGGCUUGUCCGCCAGCCCCCGCACUUCAGGAUCUCACCGUUGAUCUUAAUCGAUGGGGGGAGAUAUUCGGCCUUGGUCUUUUCCGGGUGUUUAAUGGACGACCUAUUUUAUCAUAAGCUUUGGAGAAGGAAUCGGCAAUGAACUGGAGUAAGAAGAGCAGCAGCCUUGAUAAGUAGGACUUGAUGUUGGUGUCUGUUUUAAUUGAUGGACUCUGUUCACGUUCUGUCAAAUGAGAGCAGGCAGAAGACAUUGAGUUACCAUGGCAUCACUCAGCGAAGAGGAGGGUGACAUUGGAAACUGGCUAGCCACCAUCCACUUGGAAAAGUACAGAGAAAAUUUCAUUCAGAAUGGAUUUUACACACCCAAGGAUUCUGUACAUUUUAACAAUGAAGCUCUUCUUCAGAUUGGCAUCAAAGCCACUGGGCAUCGGAAACGCAUCUUAAAACUUGCACAGCAGCGAAGCUUGACACCGAAUGAUGAGCUUUUGAACAGCAUCUCUGAUGAGUUUGAUGGUGACAAUCAAAUAUUAGAGAGGUCAAGAACUGUCAGCGAUGGGAAAGAUAAUUUAAAUGUUGGUGAGGUUGAGGUUGCUGAACCAGGGGAACUGGUGAUAAAACCUAUUCCCAAGCCACGGACAUCACUGAAUAAGCAGUCUUCGAUCCCCAAAUCUCAAACAGAAACAGGACUAGUAUCAGGACAUAAUCCUAAUCAGAUCCUGUCAUUGGAAGAUUUUACUCCUAGUGAAAUAGAUAGAGAUAAAACUGAUUUGAUAGAGAGGGAACACACAUCAAGUGAGAAAUGUACAGUUAGUACUCCAUCUGAGGAGGUGAUUCCCAAGGCAGAGGAGAAGGUCCCUCCUGUCCCACCACGAAACAAUCGCGGGAAACCCCCUGCCCAUUUCAUGAUGGCAAGUGCUCUAACCAGCUAUGAUCCUGACCAGUCUGGGACUCGGUCUCUACCUUCUAUCUCCAAGUUUGCUGAAAAUUUGCAGGAUAUGCAGUUUCUCUCAAGUGUCUCCUCACACUCCCUUCCCCCGAUUCCUUUAGCGGAUACGACGUUUACAGGAGAAAUGAUUUGUAAUAAACUUUACACUGCAGUAACAGCUUCACCGGAGAGGAAUCGGAGUCAGUCCUUUUCUAUUUCCACUGGGGAGUCAUUAAGCAGAAGGCCAGUCCCAGAGCUACCAAACACAUUGACCAGACCUGAUACAGCAUCGCUUCCACCAAAGAAAAGGCAGCAUCUGGAAAAGCAUUCUGAAAAGGGUACUGCCCAGAAACCAUUACAGAUGGAAGUCAACAACACAAUGGCUUACUCAACAAUAGGAGAGAUUCAAACAAGCAACAGCAGCACAUUUGAACCCUCGUUCUAUUUCACAGAAGAAACUGAGGAUGAUUUAACGAUAUCGCCAUAUGCCAGUUUCCAUGUUGUGCCCGAACAAGGAAAAAAUAUGAAAUGCGAUUGGUUAGAGAAGCUCUCACCACAGGGAAGUUACGUAUUCCAGAAGCGUUAUGUGAAGUUUGAUGGGAAGUGCCUGAUGUAUUUCAGUAAUGAGAAGGACCCAUACCCUAAAGGAGUGAUCCCUUUGACUGUAAUGCAGAUGGCAAGAGCAGCAAAGGAAAAUAAGUUUGAAGUAGUCACAAGCCAUAGAAUCUAUGUUUUUAGGGCAGAGAAUGAAGUGCAGAGAAAUGAGUGGUGUACACACUUGCAGAACGCAGUCAAGGAGCAUCACUUCUCGUCCCCUCGACGGAGUGGACCAAUGGCUUUCUGGCAGAAGUUUGGUUGCUUGGAGCUGAAGGGAUACAAAUCGAAAGUGUACACUGCCCUCAACACCAACGUCCUAUGGCUACACAAAAACGAACAGAGUUUUAAAACUGGUAUUGCAAUCACAAUGAUUGAAUUAGAGGGAGCCACGAUUCGUGAUGGCAAUCGUAAGAGCUUUGAAUUAAUCACUCCUUUUAAAACCUUCAGUUUCACAGCAGAAUCUGAACGAGAGAAGAAAGAAUGGGUUGAGGCACUUCAGGACUCGAUUGCCGAAACUCUGUCUGAUUAUGAGGUGGCUGAGAAGAUCUGGUCGAACAAAUCCAACAAAGUAUGUGCAGACUGCAAAGCGCUGAAUCCUGAUUGGGCAUCCAUUAAUCUCUGUGUUAUUAUCUGUAAGAGAUGUGCAGGUGUACAUCGGGGCUUAGGUACAACGAUCUCAAAAGUACAAAGUCUGAAAUUGGACACAAGUAUAUGGACCAAUGAAAUUGUACAGCUCUUCCUUCAGUUAGGUAAUGAGAAAGCAAAUAGGUUCUGGGCAGCUCGAGUGACUCCGGGAGAGGAGCUGGAUACAGAUGCCACAAUUGAGAGACGGAGGGAAUUCAUUUCGCUAAAAUAUAGAGAUGGCAUUUACAGACAAUAUCAUCCUAAAUUUGCAAUGCAGGAGGAGGUGAUUAAGGCACUUUGUUCAGCUGUAAGCAAUCCCAAUCUCCUGCAGACAGUGACUCAGAUCUUCUCCGAAGCAGAUAAAAUGAAUCUUAUUGAUCCACACGCCUGUGACACCUUUUCUCAAUCUCCUCAAAGCCCCACCCAUCAAUCUGGACUGCAGUAUUCAUCACGGAGGAGCUCAGAAAUUUCAAGCCCUAACUCCUUGGCUUCAAUGGGCGUUUACAGCGAAAUCUCACAGCCUGCAGUGCAAUGUGGGUACCUGUACAAAACAUCAGCCAUGACAAAACUACCCAGCAACAAGAAAUGCAAAGAUGAAUUCCAAAAACAGUGGUGCUUUUUGGACAGGUCCCUUCUUUUCUAUGAAACAGACAAGAGUCCUGAACCAACUGGCAAAAUUGAAAUGAGUGAUAUUGUUUGUAUCGGAGUAACCAGACCACAGUCGAUGACCAACCCUGGCCCUAUAGACAGGUUUCGGUGCACAUUUGAAAUUUUCCUAUCGUCAGAAAAGCUCUUCCAGUUUGGUACAGACAACCCUGAAAUCCUGCAGAUGUGGACAAGCUCCAUCGCAAAGGGCUUCACUGGUGCUAGCCUGCACAGCUUGUUGAAUCGCCAGUUUGAUCGAAUUGGAAAACUACGUUAUAAAUCCAUGCGGAAUCCUGAACAAUGGCAGGAGGGCUGGUUCAUACUUAAAAAAUCCAACCUGAUAUUUUGCUCUGAAGAGGGAGGAUUGGUGGAGGAGAGCGUUCACCUAAAGAGACUCCAGGAACUCACUUUCACCGUUAUGAAUGAAGAUGGUGAGAAGAAAGAAGUUUUACGACUGGUUGACAAGGAAAGAACAUUGUAUCUUCAUGGAGUGACGCGUCUGGAUUAUUCCGUGUGGUGCAGUGAUAUUCACAGUGCAGCAGGCAGCCGAGGGAAUGCAUUGUGUGAUCAACAGCUCAGCAGAAAUGAAAUCCCCAUCAUCGUCGACAGCUGCAUCGCUUUCAUCACUCAGUAUGGGCUGCGGCAUGAGGGAAUUUACAGGAAGAAUGGAGCCAAGUCACGCAUCAAACACCUGAUGGACGAGUUUCGAAAAGAUGCCAGGAAUGUGAAGCUCCGUGCAGGGGAGCACUUCAUCGAGGAUGUCACUGAUGUUCUCAAGAGGUUUUUCAGAGAAGUUGAUGACCCAGUUUUUAUGAUGGAACUCCACUCGCAAUGGAAAGAAGCUGCAGAGAUUCCUCACAAAUCCCAGAGACUGAAGCAAUACAAAGAAAUCAUUCGUGGUCUCCCAAGAGUCAACAGAAUGACUCUUGCUGCUCUGAUUGGUCACCUAUACAGGGUUCAGAAAUGUGCAGACCUGAACCAGAUGUGUACCAAGAACCUGUCGCUGCUUUUCGCUCCCAGCUUGUUUCAGACGGAUGGGAAAGGGGAGCAGGAAGUCAGAGUGAUUGAAGACCUGAUUGAUAAUUAUGUGUCAGUGUUUGAUAUUGAUGAUGAGCAUGUGACACAGAUGGAUUUGGAAAACAGUUUAAUCAUGACAUGGAAAGAUGUUCAGCUUUCCCAGGCUGGUGAUCUGAUCAUGGAGGUAUAUGUUGAGACAAAGAUGACAGACUGUUGCAUUACACUCAAGGUAUCACCUACAAUGACAUCAGAGGAACUGACAAAUCAGGUGCUCGAUAUGAAGAACAUAUUAGCUGGAGAAAAAGACAUCUGGGUUACCUUUGAAGCCAUUGAAAAUGGUGAAUUAGAACGCCCUCUCCACCCAAAGGAAAAGGUUCUGGAACAAGCUCUCCAAUGGUGUAAACUAGCAGAGCCCAGCUCAGCCUAUCUGGUCGUGAAGAAACUCCCAGCAGGAGAAGGUGGAAAUCUUUACUCAGCAAAUAAAAGUGACACUCCAAAGUGCGGGGUCUUGAAGUGUCGAGAGGAACCACCAAAACUUUUGUCGGGAAACAAGUUCCAUGAACGGUAUUUUGUUCUACGAGAUCGUAAGCUGCUUCUUUUUAAGGAUAAAAAGAGCUCCAAGCCUGAACGGGAGUGGUCUGUCCUCUCACUGAAGGUUUACCUGGGCAUUAAGAAGAAGCUGAAAGCGCCAACAGUGCAGUGGGGAUUUACUAUAUUCUCAGAUAAGCAGCAGUGGUUCCUUUGCUGUUCAGGGCAGCCGGAGAUGUGGGAUUGGACAGCCUGUAUCCUUAGGGCUCAGCAUGAUGACCUACGACCUACGAUUCUUAGACGUCAUUCAUCAUCUGAUGUAUCCAAGCAGAAAUUUGGAACCAUGCCACUCAUUCCAAUCCAUGGGGACGACAGCAAUGCGGUCAUGCUAUCAGCAAAUCAAACACUGCGACGCCUACAUGCUCGGAGAACGCUCUCAAUGUUUUUUCCAAUGAAGAUGCAACAUGACCUGUUUGAACAACAGCAGAAAGAUGAGAACGCUAACACUGAACCUGUAUAUGAGGAAGUGCAGGAUGUUAAUGUGAUGUUAUCGAUGAACCAGGACAACACUCCAGUGGACCCCACACCAAUCCUUGUGGCACAGCUGAAGGCAAACACAGUUACAAACGCACCAGCGCAGGACAAAUUUCUGCAGGAACUGAGUUCUGUCAUUAAUAGAAAGAAUGAGCUUCAACAUGACAUUCCCAAGUUGUAAUACUUGGUGUAAAUUCCAACUAUUUGCUGAGUAAAGGAACACCACCUGACUUUUCCUUCCUGUCAUGUGAUACUGACAAUAAUGGCAACACCAUAGUCAUGAAGAUAACAAACCCAAAAUGCUGAAAUUUUUCAGUAGCAGAGAAAGUAACAAAUUCUAAUGACAGCAGAAAAGAAAACAAAAUAAAAAUGAUGUUCUUAAACAGCUAGUAUAUAAAUCUCAGGGUCUGGCUGAUCACGUGACCAUCAUUUACCAUGUUUAUUACAUUAUAUAAACUUCAUUGUGUUAAUGGUUUUAGCUGUGCUGAUCUUAAUGGCUUGGCCAUGAACCAAUAUUCUUGUUAAGUGGAGGAUACAAAAUGUUCUUUGAGGUUUGUGUGAAAGUUUUACUCCAGAUUGUCCUAAAUCAAUACACAUCCAUUUGGGAAAAUAUCUGCCCAGUGUGCUAUUGGUAAAAGUAUAGCAAGCCUCGCAAUGUCAGUUAUACAAAGUGCAGAGAAAAUCAAAGCUUUAGCAGGACACAGAUGCAGCUUUGGUGCACUUUCAAUUUACAGUCUUUCAUCCUUUUCUUAACAGUUCAACUUCUAUUUAUUGGAUUCCUUUUGUGCUUGGCACUGUGUUCAUGAAGCUGGUUCAAAGCACAUUUUUUGGCCCUUACAGUGGGAACUUUAGCAGUUUCCAUUCAGAUGCCUACAUAACAAUUGGGCUUCUAGUAAAUUGUUUUCAGGAGAAAAAAGGAAAUAUCCAAAAAGAACAAUGUACACACCCUUUUAAUGACCUGUUUAUUCAGUUUCCAGAAUCCAUAGUUAACUUUUCCUUUCUCCUGACAGCAGCAAGAUUGUCAUAAAUGAAACUGUGAUCUAAUAUUCUUUUCUCUACCCAUUCCCCAUCAUAACAUACAUCUACUACCUGGUGUAAAAGCUGCCCAAAAAUAUCACAAUGAAGCGUCUUUUGGAGAAAGAACCUUAAUUCCCCAAUAGGACAACCUGAGAAGAACCUUUGGACUGCUGUGCUAGUGACAGUUCCGUUCCCAACACCAUCCGUCAUUCCUGACUCCUUCAAAUAAUCUUGUCAAGUUACUUUUCACAUUGGAAAAUAUAGGAGAGAAUAUCAUUGUAUUUGUGCAAAGCACCAAGAGGAUUCAUUGGGUGGGAUUUUCUGGCCCCUCCCACCGAAGUCAAUGGAGAAUUAGAUGACUCGCUGCAGCUGGGCUGGAAAACCCAGCCUUGGAGUUGGAGUAAGAUAUGUCAAGAAAUAAUGGUUAGAUGAGGCUGACCUUAGGUUUUAGAAGCCCAGAGAUAGAAUGAUGGGAAAUAUGGAGCUGUAUUGUUUUGAAAUACUGUAAAACAAUGAGUUGGAGUAGGAGGGAGUGCAAAGAAUCUUGAUUUAAACAGAUACUGAAGCAAACGUAAAAAUGGACCACGCCUGUGAGAGAUGAUGCUAAAUCUUAUGUCUAAUGCUACACUAACCACAUAACAAGAAUGUUGAAUUUUUUUUAGCUACGGUGUUUUCUAUUCUAGCCUAUUUUCAUCAUUUUUGACCAGUUUCUGUGACAAACAUGCCAGAUUUUACCUCUCCGUCACCUAUGCGUGUAGCUUGGCCCCAAUCAGCUUCUGUCUUAGCUGUUGAGGGAGAACAGGAGAAGGAUUAGAAUGUAUUAGGCUGCGUUAUACAUUCCCCUGUUGGCAGGUUUGAAGAUGGGAUGGUACAUAAAGUCCAGUGAGCACUGUGCCCACCGCCUAACCUUCCAUCACAGCCCACAAUUAAACGGGACAGCCCACUCACCCUUGAGCCCUUAAGCAGCAAAUUAAUUGUCAUUUAAAGAUGGAGGAAGCUAAUCACUGGGCCAAUCAGAAGCACCCUUCUGCCCCCACCCUUUAACCCACCCCCUCCUGGCAUCUCAAACCUGGCCUCCAGCUCCCUCACUGGGACCUGACAACAUUGCCCCAGCGACACCAGACACUGCACUUACUUGAGCUCUUCAGUGAGGUAUGGUCUGUAAUCCCAGCAGCGGCCACCACUCCGGCUGAUGCUGCAGGGACUACAGAGUUUUCAUCAGCAGGACUGGCAACAUGAAACAUCGAGAGAGAAAUAGGGUUAAUUUUUCAGGUUCAGUUCUGAUUAACGGUCACCUGAAACACUAGGCCAGAUUUUCACCUCCCAACUGAGGUGUGAAUCGGGCCAUAAAAUGCUGAACUUAGUUUUUAUGCUGACAAUACAAUUUUCCUCUGCUUUCCAGAUCUCCAAGCCAUGUUCUUGUGGUUUUUUUGGCAACAGGGGGAGGCCUUUGACGCAAAACGUGCAUACAUGUCUUCUGAGGUCAGUGUCCUCAUUUUGAGGAGCACAGGAAAAUUCUAUUUCCUCUCGCAAACCAUUUUCAUUUGCUGUUGUGGAUUUUUAGAACUUUUAAAAAGGAUCUCUCCUCAUUCGAGGUGUGACCACUUCUGCCAGAUCAGGAAAGUAUGGUAUUGGAGUGGAGCAACUUUCUUCCAGUGUUUUUCUCAGCUUUUAAAACUGCAAAGUCUGCUUGCCAGCCCAGGGAUUCUCUGCCAGAAAGGGAGAAGUGCAUGAAGGAGUUUCUACAGGCUACACCCAGCACAGUUGUAGACCUGCCAUCAACAGACAGCAUUGCAGCCUCAGCGCCUUCAGCUGUCAGGGCCCCCCUUUUAUAAAUAUUCAUUUUGACAUGGGUACAACCUUCAAUACAGAGUGCAGCAGCCUGAAACACCUUGUUCACGACGUGUACAGGACCACAUGGAACUAGGACGCCUUCAUUACCAGAAACGUUCUGAUGUCAUGGCACUUCACGUGAUGAGAACUUUCCAUGAUUACGAAGGCUGACCUGGAAGACAGAGGAGGGAGUUUGAGAUGAAUGGAAAGGGCAUUGAAAAUGUCCUGCAAGUAAACACAAAUGAGGAUUGAUGAAGGUCUGUUGGAUGCAGUGCCCAAUUGGCGGAUGAGACAUUAAAAGACAUUUGACUGUAUGGAAAGUCCAAUAUUAUGUAAAUAUAUUAUAAAUAGUUUACAUUUUGCCCAGAUAAAGGUUUCUGGUUCACUUUA